AUGGACUGCAUUCCAAACCGGAACAUGUACUUUGGUUUCAGUAUCAGUAUUGUUGGAUGGACACAAUGUGUGCAACCCAGGCAAGUUGGGACCGGGAUAGCGUUCCACGCAAUCUCCUUUUUGGAUCAUGUCCCCGCAUCGUCCGCAGGGAUACGGUCCGUUGUAGCAUAUUUUACAAAAGCAUUUGUCGUAUUUGCUUUUGUGGAUACACAAUCCAUCGAUCAGCGGGUUUUCGGAACCUCGGCAGCGGACAUGUUCCAAGAGACCUUGUUGUUGUUGUUGUUGUUCACUCGGUUUCGCGCAGUCGCCUUUCUCAAAGGGCCUCCGACACACGCGGCAAAAUCCUUCCGUCGGAGAAAGGCAGUGGCAGUUAUUGGGAUCCAAGCAGUAGCUUCCCAAUCGACGAGUCUUUAG
This is a messenger RNA of Seminavis robusta, 414 nucleotides long. NCBI's taxonomy places the organism in Eukaryota, Bacillariophyta, Bacillariophyceae, Naviculales, Naviculaceae. The record is from the annotation of a GenBank genome assembly.